AAGACGCUGCAGACCAUCGCCUUGCUGUCCUACCUCAAGUUCGAGCGGGGCGUGCAGGCAAGGGGCCCGCACCUUGUGGUGGUGCCCCUGUCGGUGCUGCCCUCCUGGAUGAGCGAGUUCGAGCGCUGGAGCCCCCAGAUGCGCGUGGUGCGCGUGCACUCGAGCGACGCGGAAGAGCGGCAGCGCCUGAAGCGUGAGGUGCUCUCCCGCCCGUCCUCCUUUGAUGUCGCCGUCACCACCUACGACAUGGUGAAGAGCAAGGACUGGAACGCCAUCCUGGCGCGCAUGCUGCGCUGGCGCUACCUGGUCCUGGAUGAGGGGCACCGGAUCAAGAAUGAGGAGACGCAGUUGGCGCACUCGAUGCGUGGCCUCCACCGCCAGCAGACGCUGCUGCUCACCGGCACGCCGCUGCAAAACAACCUGCACGAGCUGUACGCGCUGCUGUCCUAUUUGUACCCCGACGUGUUCACCACCGCCCAGCCGUUUGACGACGCCUUCAACCUCACGCUGCACAAAGUGGACGCGGCGCAGCUGGAGGCGGCGCACCACAUGCUGUCGCCCUUCAUCCUGCGGCGCCUGAAACAGGAUGUGGAGCUGGGCAUGCCGCCCAUCGUCGAGACGCGCAUCAGCUGCCCGCUCAGCCUCAUGCAGACCUUCUGGUACCGCCGGCUGCUGAUGAAGGAUGGUGCCGCGCUGGCGCACAUGGAGAAGGAGGUGGAGGGCAAGCUCAUGAUGCUUGUGCAGCAGCUGAGGAAGUGCUGCAACCACCCGUACCUGUUCCCCGGGUCUGAGCCAGACUUUGAUGGAAGGACGGGCGAGGACAUCGUCCAUGCCAGCGGCAAGAUGGACGUCCUGGAUCGGCUGCUGAAAAAGCUGAAGAGGCGCGGCCACCGCGUGGUGCUGUUCAGCCAGUUCAAUAUGCAGCUGGACAUUCUCGAAGACUUCAUGAACAUGCGCGGCUACAAAUACAGCCGGCUGGACGGCACCACCAACCGCGUGCAGCGCAUGAUAGACAUCAAGCUGUUCAACCGCCCGGGCUCCGACACGUUUGUGUACCUGCUCAACACGCGGGCCGGCGGGCUGGGCGUCAACCUGCAGACCGCAGACGUG
Molecule: messenger RNA, 1110 nt
Organism: Chlorella variabilis
Lineage: Eukaryota; Viridiplantae; Chlorophyta; Trebouxiophyceae; Chlorellales; Chlorellaceae
Exons: 14
Cellular component (GO): nucleus
Molecular function (GO): ATP-dependent chromatin remodeler activity; ATP binding; DNA binding
Source: RefSeq, a predicted model, not a curated record